UACGUCUCAAGAGGAUAUAUAAAGGAAUCGAUAGCACCCAUUUACAAUGUGAAAACAUGAGCUUCAACGCGACUAACAAGGACAACUCGCCUUUCGCUCGACGACUACUUCUUGACGGAUUGCCCAGUAUCGACGCUAGUCAGCCAUCAUCAGCACAAGAGCGACAAUGGCACUCAAGAAUGUCCUCCUUCUGCUCACGGCUGGCCUCGGCGCCCUCGCCAGUCCGGUGAAGAAGACGCCCACAGAGCUUAAUGUGAAAGUAAUCGAAGGCUCGUCGAAAGACCUCUCAGCGCUCGAGUUGCCCCAAGCGAAUAAAGCCAUCCUGCUAUUCCGGAGCCGUCUAGGCGAAGACGCGACACACUCGCUCAUCGCGGACGACGUCGCAGCCGCAGACGUCUACUGGCACGACGCGCUGUCGGCCUCGAAAACCGGCAAGUUCGUCGGCGGGUCGAUGCGCGCACGCGGCUACGCGCCGAAACACAUCUUCAACGCAACGACCGUUGCCCUCUGGUUCUACUUCGGCGGCACCGGCUGGCCGAACGAUUUCCUGCAGUCCAGCCCGGAGCACUACCUCAGCUUAUCCGGCGCCGGCCUGCGCGAUCCCAAGGCCAACGUCGAGUCCAUCGAGAACUGGGGGCCCGGCCCGAUCACGUAUUUCAAGGGCAUUCCCGAGACGACGCCGGAUUUCAUCCCCGCUCUCCCGGAGUUCCCGGACACAUACAAGAGCUCGAACGCGCUGACCCUUGCGGAUGGGACGGUGUUCGCGCACUCGAUUACGGCUUUCCGGGACUUGCCUGGGGGCGUGGGCGUCGAGAUUUACUCGGGUAUCUGGAUCCCUGAUAGUGCGCCGUGUGAGGUGGUUGAGGGCGUGAGGGCGCAUGUCACGGUUGAAUUCGCGAAUUGGUUGAAGCUUGCUUAUAAGAAGGCUAUUGCGGCGAAGUAAUCUUGGUUAGAUUGGACCGUUGGUUCGAUGUGUUGCUUAUGUAUUAUUACCUAUGUAAGAGAGUAAGAUGAUCAGAUGAAUAGUAAUAACAGCGCAUGUCUCCCGGUGCGCUGUCUUCUUAACCUAUGGCUGGUUCGUUGAUACGUGUGAGAAUUGAGCGACUUCAUUCACACAUAAUUCUAAAUGACAAUCAACUGACCUCAGUCAGCCAACUCGAUUUUAUUUUGAUUCAUCGCUUUCUUCGCCCUCAUUCCGAUUAGAGAGAGAGAGAAUACCGGGCCGCGCGGAAGCAUCCGAAAAUGAAGAGAGAUCCUAGGUUGCAUCCUAGCGUCAUCGCUCUCGCUCGGUCCCGAGU
Messenger RNA from Xylaria bambusicola, 1298 nucleotides. RefSeq lists its product as uncharacterized. The transcript has a single exon. Lineage: Eukaryota; Fungi; Ascomycota; Sordariomycetes; Xylariales; Xylariaceae. The record is from RefSeq and is a predicted model, not a curated record. Bases 167 to 943 code for a protein of 258 amino acids.